Messenger RNA from Phaedon cochleariae (mustard beetle), 398 nucleotides. Lineage: Eukaryota; Metazoa; Arthropoda; Insecta; Coleoptera; Chrysomelidae. The record is from the annotation of a GenBank genome assembly.
GUUCUCCGAUCAGUCUCUGUCUUUAGUAGAGAGAAAAAAACUACAGUGGGCAAAAGAAAGAGAGGAAAUUGCUGCUUUAUGUGGUCAAUGGACAUCCCUAGAUCAAAACUCAGAUCAAGCUCACACCAGGAAUAGAUAUGAAUCAAAAGUCUCGAUGGUCCAUAACCCACAAUUCAGGAAAAACUACCGUGAAGACAUCAGAAGAGGCAGUCUUCCCCCACUUCACAAAAAUCAGUACAACUCUUGUGACAGGUACGAGAGAGAUAAGGAAGGUGGGGAAACUUCUGGAUAUGGAAGUGACAAUCCCAACCAGACUCCCGACUGUAUCCAGAGCUGGAACCAAUCUGGUUACGAAUCAUCUUCAAGCAGAGAUGAUAGACCAAAGUGGGGUGACAAAG